Molecule: messenger RNA, 345 nt
Organism: Effrenium voratum
Lineage: Eukaryota; Dinophyceae; Suessiales; Symbiodiniaceae
Source: the annotation of a GenBank genome assembly
AUGCACGCAUGCCUGGAAGACGUGGACAGGACCUUAGACUUGGAUGUCCAUUACACACCCCGUGCCACUGGAACAAAAUGGCAGGGUCUUCUUGGAAUGUUCCAGGAAGAUCGUCGACAUCUCCAGGUGCCUGUAAAUGAACAAUCGACUUGGCAGUCGACUCGGAAGUGCAAACGGCUGCAGGCUCAAUUGACACAGGACGCCCAGCUAGUUUUUGUCUCUCCCUACUUCCCACGCAGGGCACAUCUCAUGCAGGAAUGCCGAGAAGAGACAGGCAGCACUCUGAGCUGGAUGUCCGCCGCGUGGGCGCUUUGCAAAUUGGAUAGAGGUUGCGCGAAAUGUUAA